Messenger RNA from Labeo rohita (rohu), 2238 nucleotides. RefSeq names its product adhesion G-protein coupled receptor G1. The record is from RefSeq and is a predicted model, not a curated record. Gene Ontology annotation, molecular function: G protein-coupled receptor activity. NCBI's taxonomy places the organism in Eukaryota, Metazoa, Chordata, Actinopteri, Cypriniformes, Cyprinidae. Gene Ontology annotation, biological process: cell surface receptor signaling pathway; adenylate cyclase-activating G protein-coupled receptor signaling pathway. The transcript has 13 exons. Gene Ontology annotation, cellular component: membrane. The coding region runs from base 1 to 1944 and encodes 647 amino acids.
AUGGAGCAGAAUCCAAAGACUGUAAGAAUGUGGAUGAUCACCUGUGUUUUGUUCACUUUGGUUCUAGCAAUAGAAAUUGACACAGAUUUUAAGAUGUGUGGAACAUGGUGCCAUGGCAAUAUAUCCCUAAAUCUGAAGUAUGAUUUGAAAACAGGCUGUAAUGAACUUGAGAUUUCAGCCAAUGAGAGUACGCUCUCUAUUCAGGGCAGUAUCACAGCCAAGUGCACACAAUCUUCAUCCAUCUCUCUAAAAUCCAACCCUGUUAAAAAUCAAAGUAAUUUCUGUAUGUUCUGGAAGCCGCUACUGGACCUGCUGAUAGUGGAGGUGAAUGGAAAGAAUCACACCCUGUGUGAAUCACAUGGACUUCAAGAAAACUGUUGCACUGACCUCUCACAAAACAAACAAGAACCUGCUGCUCUGUAUGGUAUUGUGAAUGGCAGCAUCCACGGCGAUAUCAUCAGUUAUGAGGUCAUGAAAAAAUCUAGUUUUCUGGGAGAUUCGUUCAACUGCAAGAAGAAAUUAUGUGAUGAGGCAAUUCUGACGUCCAGUGGAGCAAACAUGAUAGAGGAAGUAGUGAUGAAAUCCAAUAAAAUGGAUCAGCAGGAUCUACCUUGCGCUCAGAGCACAAUCAUUGAGAUGAAAGAGAAUUUUACAGGACUCAGUCUCACUCUGCCAGCCUCUAAAGGUAAAGCAUCAAACAAGAUACCCUCCGUCUAUCUUCCAUCCUGUCUGAAAUCCAAAUCAAGGAGCACAUCCAAAGUGGUGUGUACUUACUUCAAAGACAAAGCAUUAUUUAAGGGAGCAUUUAAUUCAGCUAUUCUGGAUGACAUAGUUGGACUCUCUGUGGAGAAUGAGAUCAUCAAAGACCUCCCAGAACCUGUCAAAAUCAGGUUUCAUCACUCUGCUCUCCCAGUUAACUAUUCUAGAAGAUGUGUUUCAUGGGACACAAGACGAGAUAAUCAAGAGAACUGGAGAUACGACGGCUGUGAGACUGUUAAAAUCCACGACACAGUGACAGAAUGUUGCUGUAAUCACCUCACAUACUUCGCUAUUCUUGUACAAGUGGAACAGAAGGCAACAGUUCCCCAUCUACAGGAUCUGACGUUCAUUACCGCUGCGGGUUGUGCCAUGUCCUUAGUUAGCUGCUUGAUUCUCUUCUAUUGGCUUGGUAAACGAAGUGGAGAGAAAGAUAAGUCCAUACUGGUGCAUCGUGGUCUGGUGGUGGCAACAUUUUUUUUUUACCUGUGCUUCUGCCUUACCAGUAUACUUGCAAAAACUGGAAAUGAAAUCAUUUGUAAGAUAACAGGAACAUUUUUGUACUAUUCUCUGCUCAGCACCCUCUGCUGGAUGACUGUGGAAAUGUUUCACACAUUCUUUUUAAUCUACUGUGUAUCAAGCUCAACUCUUCCUCCAUGGGUCUUUUACUUGGCAGGCUUUGGUGUCCCAGCUAUAUUAGUUUGUAGAUUGCUUACUAUAGGUGAUAUUUAUGGCUUAAAGAAGAUGGUGCCAAGUGAGGAUGUUUCCAUCCUAUAUUUUAUGUGCUGGAUGUUGGAUUCUGACAAGAGCAGAUUGGCUCAUUUCAUCAUUAUUAUUGGCUUACUAGCAGUUGUGGUGAGCUCUGGUGCAGUCAUGCUUUUUUUUGUGGCUACAAAGAUAAAUAACCAGCCUGUGUGGAGGACAAACCGCAUGGCUUGUUUUAGUAUCUGGGGUCUCACUUGUCUGUUUAGCAUAACGUGGGGUCUGGGUCUCUGCAGUUUUUUCCCUUACUCUGAGGCCAUCCUCUUCAUCUUCUGCAUUGUGAAUUCCUGUUAUGGAUUUUUUUAUAUGCUGCGAUACUAUGCUCUUGAACGGAUGAAAAAGAAAUGUGAACGGAGUUCGGAUGGGGGCAGUAAAGAAUCUGUUAUGUUACAGUGCAGAGAUGGUGAAGGAUUGUUGUAUAAGUGAGUGUCUUUUAUUAAAAGGGAAUUUAUUAUUAACGUAAAUGACAUUUUGUUUCAGAAUCAAACUUAAAUGCUUCACAUGUUAUAUGCCUCAUUUCUUUAUUCUUAUUCUUCAUAUGAAUGAAAUAGUUUGACAUUAUUAAGCAAGCCUUGUCUUUCACCAAUAUUUUUGUGUAAAUCUGCUAGAUGCAAUCCUUAAGUUUAUAUAUAUUUGGAGACACAGUGUCUUUGAAAUUUACAGUAAUGAAAUAAAGUAAACAAAUAAUUAUAUCAUUAAAAAAAAGUAUAUUUGCUGAGC